Molecule: messenger RNA, 5546 nt
Organism: Varanus komodoensis (Komodo dragon)
Lineage: Eukaryota; Metazoa; Chordata; Lepidosauria; Squamata; Varanidae
Gene: HPS6
Product: HPS6 biogenesis of lysosomal organelles complex 2 subunit 3
Exons: 1
Coding region: 788-3229 (813 amino acids)
Biological process (GO): melanocyte differentiation; lysosome localization; organelle organization
Cellular component (GO): lysosomal membrane; BLOC-2 complex
Source: RefSeq, a predicted model, not a curated record
GCCCCGGGACCUGGGGGUUUUAGCCUCAUCUAGCAGAGGCGGAAGUGAAAGAGCCGGGUCCGUUCGGGUUCGGCGCGGAGGUACGGGGCGGGCAGCGACUGCUCCCGGAAACGAGCGGCCUCGUGAUUGCAGUAAGGAGCAAGGCGCUAUUUUUCCUGGACCUGGAGGGAAAAGGCGGCUGGGAAGGUUUGCGACACCCUCCCGUUCAGUUCUUGCCUAGAAAAACGCCUGGAUCGAUCUAUAGCGCUGCAUGCGGCACGGCCUCCCCGUGGCGCGUCAGGGAGCACCGGGGGAGCCGCUGCCCUUCCUCGUGGCGCGAGAAGCAAGAGGGGCGGAAAGGGGGCUAGCCAGCUAGCGCUCGUGGGACAGAAAAGUGGCAUACUUGGGAGUAAGUGACGCUGCACGCAUCUGGGGCGGAGCAGAAUUUGGCUAUUCCUGGAGAUUAGAGACCGUCAGCGACUGCAGGAGGAUUCGCGAGCAGGGAGCGCAAAAACUGGCGAGGAGGAGAGGACGGUUCCUGGGAGCUGCGGGGAAGGCGCGAAGUGGAUCUUCCCGAGGACGGCGCUCGCGAGGAGGUCGAACUACUUGCAGGGAUCCAAGGCGGAAUACAGUCACGACAGGCGGCGGGCAGACCCCGGGGCUGGCUGAGGCGCUCCUCCCGGCAGGAAAAGGCAGGGCAGCCCCUCCUCGGACAAAGUGAGCUGCGAGGAGCUCCCAGCUUGGCUGUGCUGCGGCGCAAUUCUCCGUCCCACGAUUCUCCGCCCAUGUGGCUGGCAGCCUUCUCGGGAUGAAGCGGGCCGGGGCGCUGCGGCUGGUCUCGGACUGGAGCGACUUCGGCCGCGGCCGCUGCCUGCGGGAGCUGCUGGAGCGGCGCCUCCCGAGCGAGGCGCCCAGCCGUGUCCUUGUCAGCCCUGACAGCCAGCAUCUGCUCCUGCUGUGGAACCAGCUGCCCUACCAGACUCGAGUCGUGGCCUUCCAGCGUCUGGGCGCUGAAGGGGGCGACCUGGAGCGGAGCUGGCAGCCUCCUCAGCCCCCCGUGGUGGAGCUCCUUUUCCUGGAGAGCCCUGCAGCAGCCGCCCCCUGGGUGCUGGCUAUCAUCUGCGAGCAAGGCCGAACCGAGCUCUGGCGUUCUGUGCCUGCUGUGGGGUGGCAUUUGCUACAGAGCCUGGAGCUCUGCCAUGGCUUCCGUGCCCGGAUUGUCUCCAUCUGCAACUGGGGUGACCAGCUGGUGUGGUGUGAGGAGAGGCCUCCCUUGGAUGCCCAGCUGACUCCAGAGCGGCGAUCCUUUCAGUACUGCAUCUGCACAAGGGACCUUCAGGUUGGGGAGCAGGGAGCCCAGCUGAGCCCCCUGAAGAUUGUCUUGCACAACAGCCCUGUUUACCAAGUGCUGGCCUCGCCUUCCGCCGUCUUCCUGGUGCCCACUCCAGCCACUUUCCCCGGCAUUGCCAAGUUUGUCCUCAUCUGGCGACCUGAACAUUCUGACAUUAUCACUACUGCUCCAUCCAAAGGGUGCAUUUGCACUAAAGCCUUGCAGCCUGGUACUGAAGUGGACUUCAAGAAGCUAGUGCUGGGCUGCAUAGGACUCCUGGCAUCCAUGGAAACAUUGGAUGUUCAUAGCUGUGCUCUUUCUGGCUGCGGGGGACUCCUCCUGGUUACCAAAGCAGGUGCUGUGGAAUUAAUUCAACCUAAUGGGGUGUGGAGGCCUAUCUUUAAUUUUGGGGAACAGGCCUUGGCCCCAACGGAGCAGGUCCAGCUGAAGGUAUUUAAGGACACUCUUGCCUGCUUGCUGGGAGGGGUUCUUUAUCUUGUGAAUCUGGACAGUGGACAACUGAUAGAAAAGAAAACCCUGAGUACAGAAGAAGUGCUGUUUUUGGACUUCCAUGCUGAAGAAGAGGAAAUGCAGCUCCUUUCACCAAGUGGCAUUUACAGCCUUGACUUUUCUGGCAUUGAUCAGAACAGCCAGCCUGAGCCUAAACUGGUGGAUAUGGUGUUUGAGGAGGCCUGUAAGUACUACCAACGGCGGAGCCUCAGCAGCUCACAACUCACCGUUGAGAAACUGAAGAAGGGAGACAUGUUUCAGGCACCCAUUGCACUGUCCUCCAUUCUGUGCCACAGCCUUGCUCCCAAGGAGAGACGAUCCAGAGCUCUCCCAGAGCCUUAUGCCAAACUGCUGGACACAAUGCAAUUAGAAUUGCAGAGUUACCAGAACCUGGAACUCCUCAAGUCAUGUGUGGUUGGGGCUUCAGAAAAAGAGGUAGAGAGCUAUGGAGAGGCACUGGUGGAGCAGGAGCUCAGCCGCCUUCUGCACCUGGACUUUAACAGGGAAAACCUGGCAUACCUGAAUGCCAUUUUCAUUUCCUUCCCUGGGGCCUUCUGGAAAGCCAUUCAGAAUCACUUGCAGCUGCAGCAGAAUGGAGAUGGUGUUCUCGUAGCAAGAGCAACACCAGAUAUAUGGAAGAAAAUUCUGGGGGGAUCAGUCCCCAACCUGAGCAAACAAGAGGAGGAGCCUUUAAAUGGUGUGGUCCCUCUGUUUGAACUUGUCUGUCUUUCUCUCCACCAGUUCAAGCCCAAAUGGCUGCCACAGUUUGUGGAACUGUCCCAGCAGUAUAUGGGAGCCUCUUGGUCUUAUAGCAACAAGGAGGGCCCCGAAGGUGGUGUGCCCCUCUACAAGAGAGCUCUGGCUGUGCUGCCAAAAAGAAGAGGCAGGUGCUCAUUCAUAGACAGGGAAAUGGAAAUUGAGCUCUUGCUAUCUAGCCAGCGGCCCAAAGCCAUCCUCCAGGCUAUGGAUCUCCUUAUCCAGCAUGGGAGAUGGCAGCGUGUGAUGGAGGUAGCUGAAAAAUUCUCCAUGCUUAGCCCUUUGUUGAACAAAGAGAUUUUUACUAUCCUCUUAGGAGAGUUUUGUCAGCACAGGGCACUUGACCCAUACUUGGACAAGUUGUGGGAGCUCUGUCCUGCAGAUCUGAGUGCUUCUGAUGUCCUGAGCAUCAUUGAACAACAUUUAGCGCCAGCAGAACAUGGCCCCUUUCCUUUCUCUCCAAAUAGCUCAUCCCAGAUUACCAUUGGCCUGCUCAAGCCACUAAUGCACAGACUGGCACAAUGCCCACCUGGCCAGGUUGAAAUAUAUGCUGAUGUCUUACAGGGCUUGACUUUUCCUCCUCCAGCUCCACCCAGGGACCAGGUUUCUCCAAGAGCAGCUUCUGAGGAAGAGCAAAUUCAGAACUACAUUUAGCACACAUUGUGUGAAAUGGAAUGAAGCACAGAGAUGGAGAUGAGCAAAUGGGCAUCCAAAAUACACUCUCUUGGUAAAGUAAGGGGCUGCUGCAAAGCUAUGCAGCCCGCUUAGGCCACAUAGCUACAUCAGCAAGCUAUGCCUGCUAAAGAGGGAAAUAAUUCCAAAGCAUUAUUCUACUGCUGAUGGGUUUCUUUGGAAGAGGGCAGUUUGUAGGAAAAGCUGGAGAUUUCUGUUUCCUUAAACAAGAGCUGUUAAUCUUAUAUAGGAACUGUACCAUUUCUCAUACAGUAAAGUUAAAUGAAGAGCUGUUUCUGAUGUAUCUCCAUCCUUUUAUGAAUAAUGCUGGUGGACUGAGGUUAAAUUCUUUCUCUGCAUUAUUGGUCAUAUUUGCAUGAGGGCUUAGUGUAACUGGGGAAUUUUCUUGCUUUAAUUACUUUGAAGGGAUGACAAAACUUCCAUUGUUAUGUGAACCUAACUUUUAGGUACGAGGAAUUAUUUUUCCUGACAGUAAGCAAGCCGUGGGCCAUAGUUUCACUGGCCAGCCUUACUUCCUCCUGAGGUUAAUGCUUCUGAAACUCCCUGCUUAACAGCAUGCCAGCUGUUUGCUUCUCUCUUUGGGGGAAAAUGCUUAGAUGCAGCCAAACUGUUUAGCAUGCAGUUAUUUACCUGCAGAAGGGGAAGCCCCACCAAUUUCCACAGUGGCUUUUUAAAAAUGGUGUUGGUUGCAAGAGGAGUUAGGUAUUUCACUGGAGUAUUCUGUGCCCUGCAUGUUGCAGGGGAGUGUGACUUGCCCACUGCUUUAUGCACAGGACCUCAAUGGCUCCCUCUGUGUUGUAGGAGGUGGAGGGGAUUUGGAGCAAGGCAGCGUCAUAGUGAGCCCUUCCUGCCUGAGUGUAACAUACCAUUAAGAAUGAAAAAGCCGUCUUUGUGCCAAGGUGCACCAAGCUAGCAUUUCAUCACUAGCUUUCUCCCAUAGAUGAAAGGAGGGGGAUUGAGGGAGGGAGAGGUAACUGUUCAGCAGUGUUUUGUUUUGUUUUGUUCUUUUCUUUCUUUUGGUAAAUGGUAGGGAGAAUGUGGUUUACACCACAUGAAAUUGCUUGUAUCAUUUUUUUUUAAAUGCACAGAUUCCAUCAUAUGGCACAAAAGUGGCAGAUAUUCAGUAAAAACGAGUCUAUAGACUUUGGUUUUCUCUGCUUAAAGGAUACAUUUAUAGCUGUGGAAGUAAACAGUAGGGACUAUUUUGACUCUUUAGGUGCAACAUCCUUGGCCACUAUAUUUUCUAUUGUUUCUCCUCUCUAAUUCUCCCUGGCUGAAUUCCUUGAGAACUGUUUUGCGGAGAAUGACAGGAGUCAUUCAAGAACCUGUGCUGAUACUGAGCUUUUUAUACUCCAAGAGCAUCUCCUCUUACUAGGCUAGGAAUAGGCAGACUUGUAGCCCUCCAAAUGUUUUGGCUUACAGCUCUCAUGAGCCCUACAUGGCAUAGCUAAUAGCAAAAAGUUGUAGGCCAACACAUCUGGAGGGCCAUCAAUUGACCAUCCCCUAGGCUAGGACCAGGCCCCUGCAGCACCUUAUCAAACCUGGAUAAUUCCUGUGUGUGUGUGUGUGUGUGUGUGUGUGAGAGAGAGAGAGAGAGAGCGAGCGAGCGAGUGAGCGAGCAUGCGAGCGCAAACGCUUCGGAGUCAUCUUUGAAUCACCUUCCAUUGCAUGACUACCAACUAGCAAAAAUGAGGAUAUGGUAACACUUGGCAUCGGGGCAUGAAGAGUAUGUUAGGAGAGUAAGUUCUCUUCUGAGGUAUCUGUUCUGAAAAAGCACAAAUGCAAAACACAUACCAAAUUUAACCAAACUAUGUCUACAUUUCCUAUUCUUUACAGGCUCACUGCAUGUUACCUAAACACCUGCAGCCUAGAAGCAUUUUUUUAAUUAGGAACAAGACUGCAGUAUUAUCUUCUUGCCUCUUGAAGCUAAAAGCUCAGGACAGAGUAUAAGCGCUUGCAAACACAGUAGGAGUGUGUGCUUUCCCUUUGCAAGGUAUAUGAAAGGCUGCUCCUUUUUUUUUUUUGCAAAAAUAAUGUGGCUUUCACGUUUCAGAUAUUCUUUCUGAUGUUACCUUGGUAAUGGGACCUUCCUAGACAAGGGAAAGAAGCUGCCCACAUGAUAUCUUUGAAUGGUUCAAUUAUAUGGCAGAGGAAUAGGAGGAUCCUUUCUGUGCUAACCUUGGUAAAUGAAUUUAUUCUUUUUUUCAAUAUGUUUCUGGAAUUUGAAGCCAUUUCUAUGUCCUGUAUGCAGUAUUAAAAGAUGGUGGCCAACCUUAAA